Messenger RNA from Aspergillus melleus, 672 nucleotides. RefSeq lists its product as uncharacterized. The record is from RefSeq and is a predicted model, not a curated record. The transcript has 2 exons. Lineage: Eukaryota; Fungi; Ascomycota; Eurotiomycetes; Eurotiales; Aspergillaceae. Bases 1 to 672 code for a protein of 223 amino acids.
AUGAAGAGGAAGGACAUCAAUCGCUGGCUCGAAGAAGCUGCGUUCCAACAAAACCCGACGCCACCUUCAUCAACUCUACGAGAGGGUAUUGUUGAUGAAUUCGCUCAAGAUACGAAACGCGUGAAAAUGUCAGCUAGUGGAGCGUCCACUCCUCGAAAGCGAUCGAGGCCCGUCGACGACGUGGAGGCUUCCAGUUUGUUCAGUGGACUUACUGACCGUACACGGUUUGAUCCUUCCGCGCAGUCCUCGUCUGCACAGUCACGCCAAAGAAGUCCGGUAAGGGAACUUCUUAAUGAACUGCCCCACUCAACGCCCUCGAUUCACUGCACUCGUCCAAAGAACGUUCCUCUUCCCGAGGAUGUUAUAUUCUUGCGAAAAGCCCUGUGCCAAGGUUUUGGUUCUAAGGUGAUACCGAUCGAGCUGAAAGAACGUAUCGAGGAAGUUGAUCCCGAGGCGGCUACGGAGAUUCCAGACUUUGCAUAUGACAAUUCAAGGAACCUACAACCAAGCCAACUGGAUGCACUGUGGGCGGACGUAGACGACGUCUUCCAGGCUGCCGCAGAGUGCGAUGAACAUAGUCAAGAUGAGAAUGCAUGGUGCUCUGAAGUGGUACAACUGAUCUUGAGGAGGGGUGCAAGGCUUUGUUCAAAUUUGCAAGUGAAGAACGUGUGA